UAUGGGGACGCCUUCUAAUGGCUUCUCGUCUCUUGACUUAACAAGGCUGUAGAUAUAGAAUAAUGUGUCGUAUAAUGUUGGUCAGAGCCCAGUCUCAUCUGCUGCGUUUUCAAAGAAUCUAAUUACGUAAGAAAAUAAUCACCAUGAGUUUAAAUGCAUUUAUUCUGCUCCUGCUGCUGUUGGAUUCGUUCCAGGGAGGGACAUCUCAGUUGCUUGACUGGAACGAAGAGCUGGAAGGUAGUGGUGGGACAGAAUGGAUUCCUCUACCGGAUUUCGUAGACGACACAUACUGGUCUGGAUCACCACCCCUUUGUUUAGGAGGUUGUAAGGCACGGCACCAGGAGUUAAGGAGAGAUCGGUGUGGUGACUCAAACUGCUGCUGGCUCGGCUACAAGUCCCUGUGCAAGGUGAACUGUGGGAGGCCAGAUGUGGACUAUAAUGGAGUAGUGUACGGUAAUGACUGGUGGGUGGGCUCUGUGGUGAGGUACAGCUGUCGCCCUGGUUUCAUGCUAGUGGGAAACUCUACCAGGUCAUGCCAGCACAACGGCCUCUGGACCCCGAAGCCUACCUGCCUCCGAAUGUGCCAGCGGGGAACCAUUGAAAUCAGUGAGAGGGAACUAAAUGGUACAUGCAACUCCACCUGCACAUACAAGAGCUACUCUGGUCCCCCCAAACAAGGCUGCACUCGCAUAGACAACUGUAAGAAGAAGGAGACUGGCUGGAAGAGGUUCUUUUCUCAGUGUGUCUCCUGCAUUUGUGACUGCGCUUUAUCGUGUGCAUCUGCUGGCUAAAACACAGAAAAAAGCUGACAGUGUAAAGAAGAGACACGGACCGGCUGUAGACCACAAAGUUCCUCUUUGUGUUUCUGCUGUGCGGACCAAAUCGGGAUGUUUAAAGAAGCUAAUCUCUCGGACACAUUGAAGCCGACAGUUUCUCCUCAGUCAGGUACAAAUGUAAAUUUCAAUCACCCUGUGCAAUAUAUUGAGGUGGGAAGGUCAGAAAGGAAAAGUGACUGAAAUUUUAAUCAGUUAAGGAGUCUGAGUGGUACUGUCUGAUGUCUGACUUGGGUUGUGUAGUUUUGAAUUUAAAUUUAUUUUAAUUUGAAGUACAACGUGA
Mugil cephalus (flathead mullet) is the source of this 1116-nucleotide messenger RNA. RefSeq names its product sushi, von Willebrand factor type A, EGF and pentraxin domain-containing protein 1. Bases 144 to 791 code for a protein of 215 amino acids. The record is from RefSeq and is a predicted model, not a curated record. Lineage: Eukaryota; Metazoa; Chordata; Actinopteri; Mugiliformes; Mugilidae. The transcript has 5 exons.